AUGCUUCUGAGUCCGUCCCCUCGAGGAUCCUUUAGCGUCCCCGUUCACAUCAACCUGCGCAACGCUCGGCGGCGGCGUACACGGGAGCUGCUGCAGUACCCUUCUGGGGCGCAGGAGUCUCAGUGGAGAAGGUGCAGAGCUGGAGAGAAGGCUAAGGCCCAGGCCCCUGUCUCCAGUGUCGGGGAGGAGAGAGCCUUGUUGCUAGGAUUCGCCAUGGUGGCCUUCUCUAUCCUCAUGUACUUCGUGGUGGGAAUCGUUGUUGUGAAGCCAUGUUUGAACAGUGACUGGGGAGAGGCCAUCAGCUGCUCAGUGAUCCAGGCUGAGCUUCUGAAUGAUUCGGAUGACUGGAGAUGCUUAAACAGCUCCCCGUGCCUGCAGGUCUUUGUGAACAUCACAGCUUCUGGGAGAAGAGCACUUCUACAUUACGAUGAAGUAUCGGUGAACCUGAGCCCAGAGUGCUUCUACGCCCCUAAAAGCCAGCAGAACAACUCCGAGCUGAUGAAAGAGGCCCAGAGGAUCCAACAGUACUUGUUGAACAGGAGUGGGGAGGCCAUAAGUUGCCACCCCGGCAUGGGGAGACACUCUGAAGAGGUGAUUCUGAAGAGGAGAUACACCCUGCGUCUGGCACUGCAGUGCCUGGUGUGGCCCAGCCUCAUGCUGUUCGGAGGAGGCCUGCUGGUGGGCCUGGUCAUGCUCACCCAGUGCCUGGCUCACAUCUGCGCCGAAAUCCUUGCCAGAGAGGGAGGGGAGGGGAGCCAGACCUUGCUGACACAAGGCAAACUCUACCAGCUGCUGAGAUGCAGGCCAAGGAGCCCCAGCAUGGAGCAGGACCCGAACAGAUAA
This is a messenger RNA of Colossoma macropomum (tambaqui), 843 nucleotides long. Its product is annotated as calcium-activated potassium channel subunit beta-3. The transcript has 4 exons. The record is from RefSeq and is a predicted model, not a curated record. Gene Ontology annotation, cellular component: voltage-gated potassium channel complex; membrane. Bases 1 to 843 code for a protein of 280 amino acids. NCBI's taxonomy places the organism in Eukaryota, Metazoa, Chordata, Actinopteri, Characiformes, Serrasalmidae. Gene Ontology annotation, biological process: detection of calcium ion; potassium ion transport. Gene Ontology annotation, molecular function: potassium channel regulator activity; calcium-activated potassium channel activity.